Seminavis robusta is the source of this 768-nucleotide messenger RNA. Lineage: Eukaryota; Bacillariophyta; Bacillariophyceae; Naviculales; Naviculaceae. The record is from the annotation of a GenBank genome assembly.
AUGGCACCCACCACUGAUGGUGGAUCUGUUGGGGAUCCUCAUUUCAAAACCUGGGCCGGCGAGUGGUAUGACUACCAUGGUGUUUGUGAUCUAGUGCUGCUCAAACUCGAGGACUUUAACAAUGGACAGGGCAUGGACAUUGUCAUUCGUACCGCUGCUCGGGGUUCCUUCUCUUACAUUGAAUCUGCUGCCAUUCGUAUUGGGCAAGACAUUUUGGAGGUCACUGGAUGGGGUGCUUAUGCCGUCAACGAAGUUGAAUAUGCUGAUUUGCCUCUGGAUCUUGGAGGCUUCAAACUUGAAAAGUGGUGGAGCAAUGCAAAGAAACACGUCUUUAUGAUUCAUUUGGAUGGUGGUGAGCACAUCAAGAUCAGCACGAAAAAGGAGCUGGUCAGUGUCAAGGUGGAGAAUGCCACCGAGGCAACCUUUGGGGCUUCUGUCGGCUUGAUGGGAUCCUACAAGGGGGGUGUUUGGCUGGCACGUGAUGGUAAGACUGUGGUCACGGAUCCCAUUGCCUUUGGAGAAGAAUGGCAGGUGACAAAAUCAGAGGGGCAGCUUUUUCAAACAGAUAGAUUCCCACAAUUCCCAGAAAAGUGCUACCUACCACAAGCAUUGCGAACAGGACGUCGUCGUCUAGGUGAGGCAGCGGUUCUUGAAGAUCAAGCCAAAGCUGCAUGUUCCCACUGGGAUGAUGAGCACAGGGAUCUCUGUGUUUUUGACGUCUUGGCCACUGGAGAUUUGGAGUUGGCAGAAUCAGGUUCUUACUUUUAA